Molecule: messenger RNA, 441 nt
Organism: Babesia microti strain RI
Lineage: Eukaryota; Apicomplexa; Aconoidasida; Piroplasmida; Babesiidae
Product: Hit-like protein involved in cell-cycle regulation
Exons: 4
Coding region: 1-441 (146 amino acids)
Cellular component (GO): cytoplasm
Molecular function (GO): hydrolase activity
Source: RefSeq, a predicted model, not a curated record
AUGCCAAAAUAUAUUCAUAGAAUGUCAACAUCGAAUCUGAAAUCAUGCUAUAUUGACCCAGAUGAAAAACUCAUAGAGGAGAGGGGCAUUGACUCCACUAAUACUAGUAUAUUUGGAAAAAUACUAGAUGGUUCAAUUCCCUGCAACAAAGUUUACGAAGAUGAUAAGGUCCUAGCAUUCCACGACAUUUCACCCCAAGCACCAGUCCAUAUCUUAAUCAUUCCAAAGAUUAGAGAUGGGCUGACAAGAUUGGAAAAAGCAGAAGAACGGCAUAGAGAAAUAUUAGGACAUAUGAUGUGUAAAGCAGCAGAAAUAGCUAGGAAUGAACAGUUAGGUGAUUUUAGACUUGUAGUAAAUAAUGGACCACGAGCAUUCCAGUCGGUUUAUCAUUUGCAUAUUCACAUUUUAGCAAAAAGGGAUUUCACUUGGCCCCCUGGGUAA